This is a messenger RNA of Tarenaya hassleriana, 821 nucleotides long. Its product is annotated as mitochondrial import inner membrane translocase subunit Tim16-like. The record is from RefSeq and is a predicted model, not a curated record. The transcript has 5 exons. NCBI's taxonomy places the organism in Eukaryota, Viridiplantae, Streptophyta, Magnoliopsida, Brassicales, Cleomaceae. Gene Ontology annotation, biological process: protein import into mitochondrial matrix. Gene Ontology annotation, cellular component: TIM23 mitochondrial import inner membrane translocase complex. Bases 191 to 541 code for a protein of 116 amino acids.
CACCUGAGGCUGAGGCUCCGGACUCCGGUUCCACCUGUUGCUUCGCCUUCGUCCUCGGGAAAACCCUAUUUUUUCGAUUUCGACAAUCAUCUCUCUGUCUCUUCUUCAUCUCCUGAUUUUUCUGAAGAUCUGGAAAAAUCAGCGGCUUUUGUAUCUUAGUUUCUGAUCACCGGUCCGGUAAUUACCGGCGAUGGCUGCCAAAAUUCUUGCCAAUUUGAUUGUCAUGGGCUCUGGUAUUGUAGCCAGAGCUUUUGUUCAGGCAUAUCGUCAGGCGCUUACAAAUGCGUCAAAAACUGGCGUUGCACAUGAAGCAGUGCAGAAUAUUAAGAGAGGGAGCAAAGUUAUGGCUGAACCAGAGGCUAGACAGAUUCUUGGUGUGGCAGAGAAUUCAUCAUGGGAGGAGGUUGUAAAGAAGUAUGACAGCUUAUUCGAGCGGAAUGCACAAAAUGGGAGCUUUUAUCUGCAGUCGAAGGUUCAUAGAGCCAAGGAAUGCUUAGAGGUGGUUUACCUGAAGAGAGCGGAGGAGAAUAAUGGGGCAUAAGUAAAGAGUGGUGACGAAUCUUUCCAAUCUACUUAUCUUGAACUUGGACGGGGGACCAUUCAUCGGAUGCAUUCAUCUUGGGCCUUUUUCCUCGUAAAAUUCUAUCUUUUGGUCCCUCUUUUUCCUGUAUGUAUAGGUUUUGCAGAAUCCUUCGAUAAUUUGCUGGCAAAUCCAGUGAAGGAAAUUAAAUUAGAAAUAUCUUUUUUGAUACCUGAAUCAUGCUACAUUUUGUUUUGAUAUCAUCAUGUCUUUUUCUGGUCAUUAGUAUGGCAGUUGUUUA